Lethenteron reissneri (Far Eastern brook lamprey) is the source of this 3049-nucleotide messenger RNA. RefSeq lists its product as uncharacterized. NCBI's taxonomy places the organism in Eukaryota, Metazoa, Chordata, Hyperoartia, Petromyzontiformes, Petromyzontidae. The record is from RefSeq and is a predicted model, not a curated record.
CCACACUACCCCAUAUAUAGAGCGACUUCCUCAAAGUUUGUCCACUAUUCAUUUACAAGGCCCCCACCACCUGUGGAAUCACGACAACCAGGUGCUGACGGUGUGUUCGGUCUUGUGCACAUUGCAGGAGACGCACAGAGUAACGGAAUAACACGAAACGACGGCGAUGGAGGCAAAAGAAAUUACGAAGGAGACAAAGGAAGAAAAAAGAUUGAAAUUCCUGAAAGAAUACAAGAAUCUAUUCAUAGUGACGUACGGUGCUUUAUUUUGUCAAAUGACACACUAUGCAAUGCAAUCAAAACUCGAUAAGAAUGAGAUCUACACGUACCUUGAUGAGGCUCGGCACGCCAUUUUGUUUCUUGGACAAAUCAACAAACCCAUCGUCGAACCUGAAGAAAUGUCUUUUGGGAAAUUCCAGUCAGGGAACCCGGAUGCAUUCAGAACACACGUGCCAAGGACAACACCAUACUCGAUUCUGCUCGAGAUGGUCGUGCGUGCUGAAGGUCCUCACAACAGCGAUGCCAUUAAGAAGACUCUGGAGGUCUUUGCCGAAAGCAUUCUUAAACAAAAUAAGAAAAUGUAUUUUUAUGCUACAGUAGUGUCAAAAAGUGAUUUCAAUGACAUAGAUCAUAAAGGGAACCCUAAAAAAGCCACACCAGAGCCUUACUGGGGUGCCUCCUUGAGCUGUUCAGGAAGAAAGGUGUCGCAAAUAAUGCUGGCCCUUAACUGCCUGUUUAACUGGCAUGAAAAGAUAGCAGAAGCUGUCACAUUCGCCCAAAACAACACAGAGAAAGGAGGUAUUUUAGAAUUCCCUCGGAUAGUGACCUCCGAGGCCUAUAAGCACGAAGACUUCACUCUGAUAGCCCAUCCACCGUGUUCUAAAUGCGUGCAGGUCUUCGCGAGUUGCACAUUUAAACCUACAGUAGAGAUUCCGAAAAACGCAACAUGGGAGUUUGGCAAUUGUGCAGAAAAUGAAUCAAUCAGCAAGCUUUUAGAUGGUCAUCCGUACCUUAAAAAUUUUGUGAAAUACUGCGCUCAGGCCACCGGUGAACAAAUGCCUAAACUGAAGACUGAUCCAAUGCAAAUUUUGAAAGAACUGAAAUGGAGCGGUGAACUGAUCCAGUUUAUUUCUGCCAGAUGAGUAGUUACCCCAUUGGUACAAAUGUAGUGGUUUUAGUUCACACGGACAACUUCUUUUUCUCCUGCGUUACUUUUAUUCGAACAGAACUCCAUCGCUCCGCUCCCUCUCUCUGCUAGCCUCUCACUAUAUACUCUGCUAGCUUCUCACCUGCUAGCCUCUCACUAUACACUCUGCUAGCUUAUCCUCUGCUAGCCUCUCACUAUACACUCUGCUAGCUUCUCACCUGCUAGCCUCUCACUAUACACUCUGCUAGCUUCUCGACUGCUAGCCUCUCACUAUAUACUCUGCUAGCCUCUCACUAUAUACUCUGCUAGCUUCUCCACUGCUAGCCUCUCACUAUACAUUCUGCUAGCUUCUCCACUGCUAGCCUCUCACCAUGUACUCUGCUAGCUUCUCCACUGCUAGCUUCUCGCUAUACUCUCUGCUAGCUUCUCUACUGCUAGCCUCACUAUAUUCUGCUAGCUUCUCUCCCAUGCUAGUCUUUACACACUCACACUUAGGAUUCCGCUAGCCUCUCUACUACUAGCCUUCCUGCCCUCUCCAACCUCGCCCUUGCCUCCAGUGGGGGUUCAGCCAUCACCGCUGGAGAGGACGAGGCGUGGAGAGUGGGGCCUUGGACUUCUCUCAUGUUUGCUCUUCUCUUCGUUCCAACCAACUUCACUCCCUGCCUCACACGUUGCCGUUUUUAUCAUGCUCCUCAUUAAACGCCCUAAUUAAUCUGGCGUCCUCCCGUCGCCUCUUGCACUUCCGCUGCUAUCGCCUCAAUCUGCAGACUCCCAGGUGCCUACACCGUGUCUGCAUUUGCAGCCAGCCAAUCACCGCUAUGCAUUCUAAUUGGUUGUCUCUCUCUGGAUUGCUCUCACACAGCACCCAUUUGUCCUGGCGUGACUUCACUGUCCCCGGCUCACACGUGCAUGCACACUGAUUGCAAAACCCCACGCGCGUUACUCCACUGCACCAACUCCCUCAUAAGCAAUAAGAGAACAUGUUGACAAUUUUGUACCCAUACUAGCUGUACUACCCGGCUUCGCCCGGGACUUGUAUCUACCACGGCCGGCCGCCUUUGUCUCCCCAGUGGCGAUGUUAAUACGCUACAGUAGUUAAGUUACUCGUUUGAGGCAGAGUCGACCUAGGGGAGGUUCAAAUAAUCGUCACCGGUGGUGGCCGUGAGCGGGAAUCGAACUGGGUUUGCCGGGUUGGUAGCGCAGCGUAGCGUUAAGCACUACACCCACCGCUCCUCACACACCACACACGCACAGACACACACACAGACACACGCAGACACACACAGACAGAAACACACACACAGACAGCACGCUAACCACUACACUACCGCUCCCCACACACCACACACGCACACACACAGACACACACACAGACACACACACAGACACACACACACACACAGACACAGGCAGCACGCUAAGCACUACACUACCGUUCCCCCUACACAACACACGCGCGCGCGUCCAUAGGUACACAUACACGCGCUUGCUGCAGACACACACGACUUUCAGGGUGCAACGGCAGUAAACGACUGAAAUAAUAAAGCGGCAAUGCUGUGUAAGGAACGCCUUAGACCCGCAUUAUACAUUUGUGUAAUGCGAGCGUAAACACACAAACACACACAAACACAUACACAAUACACACACACAUACAUGCAGACACACAGACAGACACAUAACACACAUACAUACACACACAUACAAACACAGAAACACAUACACACACAUACAUAGACACACACAUACAUACACACAAACACAUCCACAGACGUACAUACACACAUACAUACAGGCACGCAGACAUACACAUAAACACAUACAAAAAAACCCACAUACAUACACACACACAUACAUACACACAAACACAUGCACACACAUACAUACACACAUGCAUACAGACACA